UGCAAAUUUUGACCACAAUGACCAGAAAAAGGGCUUUUAUUUUAUUUUAGUAUAUGUAUGAUUUGUCAACUCCGUUCAUAUUCCUCUUUCUCCAACCUUACGCAGUUGUACAGACCGAUCAAUUGGACGGUUCAAUAUACCACAAAGCAAUAUUUUGGAUCGAGAUUGGAACCAAAAUUAUGUACCCGAAAUUGAAAGCUAAUCACGAAGCUGGUAAAUACAAGCAGAGGAGUUCUUGUCUGAACUCGAACUCUUUCCAAUCUCCUGCCUCUGAGAAUAACCAAGAAGAUGAUAUGCAAAUAUAUGUGGCCAAGAUUCCUAAGAUUUACAUACCUAGUGUCCUCAUCUCUGAAAGUGAAUCCACCACUGAAAUGAAUAAACCUAUCAGAGUAUCUGACAUUGAAGUAAAACACAAACCCAAAGCCAGUCCGAUCCUACGCCCCCGCGCUGUUGUAUCAAGUCCCGACAAUGAUGCAAUGAUCGGCAACAUAAACAAGAUUGAAGAAAGGAAAGCUAAGAAGGUUUUGAAGAAUGGUGAUCAUAUCAAGAACAGAGCUUCUCAGCCUAAGAAUGUUAGUACUACCAAUGUGAAGAUUUCUCAUCGUAUAGUCGCUAAGCAAUCGGGAGUCAGUUCAAAGUGAAUCACAAAUGAUCAAACUUUUUAUAUUGAUGAUGCUUCAGCGAGACAGGAACUAUAUACUUCAGUUACUCUACUCAAAUAACGUUUUGAAAACGUGAUUCCGCUAGACUAGUUUUUAUCAUUCUCAACAUUUUAUUUCCACAUUUUGUAAAGUGGUUUGUUAUAUAUAUGAGACGCAUGUUAAUUGAAAAGAAAAUGAGAAGUCUGCAAAUUUAGUCUUUCAUAAUCUUA
This is a messenger RNA of Capsella rubella, 871 nucleotides long. RefSeq lists its product as uncharacterized. NCBI's taxonomy places the organism in Eukaryota, Viridiplantae, Streptophyta, Magnoliopsida, Brassicales, Brassicaceae. The record is from RefSeq and is a predicted model, not a curated record. The coding region runs from base 54 to 641 and encodes 195 amino acids. The transcript is spliced from 4 exons.